CAAUCAGGCCAACAACAAACACAUCCAACCACAACUUUUACAUUCUUUUUUGUUUUUCUUUCUAACCCCUAAAUUACACUAGAGAAAAAGAAGGUCCUCUUUGCUUUAGCUCUUUCAGAUUUGUUUUGCUGUUCCUGGAUUUUUAAUACAAGGACAACGCUACACAACGCAACACUUUCUUUCUUUCUUUCUGAGAGUUAUCUCUCAGUUCUCAGCGAAGCCAGCUUGGCUACUUGAAUAUUCAAUUCUUCGAUAAAUGAAGCCCUAAUUAUGAUGAUAAGAUCCUUUUGAUUCAGUUCCUCUUCCAGAACAUUCCUUCACCAAUCUCAAACAGCGAUGGCUCGCGUUAUUGUGUUUAUCGAUCAUUAUGGAUUUCGUUUGUGUUUGUAGCUGGAAUUGAUAUCGUUGAAGAUGGAGCUGUUUUUCGCCAUUUUGAUAUUGGCUUGCUUGCCAUCGUUUGUAUUGUCUAAUUUCCAAGGUGAUGCCCUGUAUGCAUUGAAGAUUUCAUUGAAAGCUGAUAAGCUCACAAGCUGGAACCAAAAUCAAGUUAACCCUUGCACUUGGGUUGAUGUUACUUGUGACACUAAUAAUAAUGUUAUUUCUUUAUCAUUGUCAUCAAUGGGAUUUAGUGGAACCUUGUCCCCACAAAUAGGAAAUAUAAAGACCCUUACAUCUCUUAGUUUGCCAGGAAAUGGCAUAACUGGUGGGAUACCCAAAGAAUUUGGGAAUUUGACAAAUUUGACCACUUUGAAUUUGGAAAAUAAUAAUUUAUCUGGUGAAAUACCUACGUCCCUUGGUAAUCUUACGAAGCUUCAGUUCUUGACUUUGAGUGGAAACAAUCUCACUGGAACCAUUCCUGAGUCACUUUCACGUAUUCCAAGCUUAAGCAGUCUAAUGCUUGAUUCGAACAAUCUCAGUGGUCAGAUUCCUCAGCAUUUAUUACAAGUUCAAAGCUACAACUUUACAGGAAACCACUUGAAUUGUAGCAUUAAUUCCCCUCCUUUUUGUGCUAGUGAAAUUGGAGAUUCAGGUGGUUCGAAUGGGUCAAAAAUUGGAGUUAUACUUGGAAUUGUUGGAGGAUGUAUUGCUAUUCUUCUUCUUGUUGCUUUGUCGUUAGUUCUGUGUAGGGGUAGAAACUCUGGCUACAAACGUGAAGUUUUUGUAGAUGUUGCAGGUGAAGUUGACCGGAGAAUUGCGUUUGGUCAAUUGAAAAGAUUUUUAUGGAGGGAACUACAAUUAGCUACAGACAACUUCAGUGAGAAAAAUGUUCUAGGACAGGGAGGUUUUGGGAAAGUUUACAAGGGGGUGUUACCUGAUAACACAAAAAUUGCUGUGAAACGGUUAACUGACUACGAAAGUCCUGGAGGAGAUGCAGCUUUCCAGCGUGAAGUUGAGAUGAUAAGUGUAGCUGUUCACAGGAAUCUUUUACGGCUAAUUGGGUUUUGCACAACUCCAACAGAACGACUUUUAGUCUAUCCCUUCAUGCAGAAUUUAAGUGUUGCUUAUUGCCUACGAGAUCUUAAAGCUGGGGUGCCUGUUUUAGAUUGGCCUACUAGAAAACGAGUGGCUUUAGGCACAGCUCGUGGCCUAGAGUACCUUCAUGAACAUUGCAAUCCUAAAAUUAUUCAUCGGGAUGUUAAGGCUGCAAAUGUGUUACUUGAUGAAGAUUUUGAAGCGGUUGUUGGUGAUUUUGGCCUGGCAAAACUGGUUGAUGUUAGAAAGACUAAUGUAACAACUCAAGUUCGUGGGACAAUGGGCCACAUAGCACCUGAAUACUUGUCAACUGGGAAGUCAUCAGAAAGGACUGAUGUUUUUGGUUACGGAAUCAUGCUUUUAGAAAUUGUAACAGGUCAACGGGCAAUUGACUUUUCGCGCUUGGAAGAAGAAGAUGAUGUUUUAUUGCUUGACCAUGUCAAGAAACUGGAAAGGGAGAAGAGACUAGAAGAUAUUGUAGAUCAAAACCUAAAUAAAAACUACAACAUUCAAGAGGUAGAAAUGAUGAUCCAAGUUGCAUUGCUUUGUACUCAGUUGUCACCAGAGGAUCGCCCAGCAAUGUCAGAGGUCGUACGGAUGCUGGAGGGUGAGGGGCUGGCUGAGAGGUGGGAAGAGUGGCAGCAUAUUGAGGUUACUCGCAGGCAAGAGUAUGAGAGACUACAGAGAAGAUUUGACUGGGGAGAAGAUUCAGUUUAUAACCAAGAUGCUAUUGAAUUGUCUGGUGGAAGAUGAGUAGGUACUGUGGUGUCUUCUCCACAUCUCUAUGCUCCACCUCUUCAAGGUUGAUGGUGCACUUGAUACAGUCAAUGCCUGCCAUUGCUAGAGCUUCAAUUGACAUGGCUUCACCUUAAAACCAAUUUUUAUUUGGGUUUGUUUUAAAUUGAGAAGUAUAUGGGAAUUGAUUUAAAAGAAAAAUUAGCAUUGGUAUUUAUAUGUGAUCUGUGUCUUCCUCUUGAAGGCUCAGGUCUCAGGUGUUCAACUGUAAUAUACCAAACAUCUAUGGAAACACAGGUCACAGGUGUUACAUGUACAGAGUUUGUAUUGCUAUCUUCCGUGACCUCAACGACUUCGCUUUACUCUCUCAUUAUGAAAUCUUGAACUUUUUAUACCUAAAUUUGUUGAUUAUGAUGGUGUAUGAUAUCCGGUGGAUGUCUACCUAAAAGUAUUGUAAUUGCGAAUAUACAUGUAAUUAGUUUCAGUAGUUCUAUGAAUGCACUUUUUUCUUCAUAAA
This is a messenger RNA of Quercus lobata, 2725 nucleotides long. Its product is annotated as probable LRR receptor-like serine/threonine-protein kinase At5g10290. Bases 412 to 2226 code for a protein of 604 amino acids. Gene Ontology annotation, biological process: protein phosphorylation. Gene Ontology annotation, molecular function: ATP binding; protein kinase activity; protein binding. Lineage: Eukaryota; Viridiplantae; Streptophyta; Magnoliopsida; Fagales; Fagaceae. The record is from RefSeq and is a predicted model, not a curated record. The transcript has 13 exons.